GGCGUUUUAGCCUAGCUGGAGCGAAAAAGUAAAUACUGUAUCAGCUAAAGUACAGCUCUUCAGAGAUACAAUUACCAACAGAGCAGAGAGUAAUGCCUAAGAUUAGUACCGACACAUUGUGGGACUUGGCUGCAGCUGAGGUUCAGGCCAGAGAGAGAAGAACUGAGGAAGAGGAGGAUAAUGCUGAUGAAGAAAGUCAUGCUCCCUGUGAGAGGACUGUGUUCUUUACUGGCAGUAAAGCUGGGGGCAAAUCAUCCAUACUGUACAGGUGUCUUGACAAAGAUGAAGCCCCUAAACCAACCCUAGCUUUGGAGUACACGUUUGGUAGACGAGCAAGAGCACAUAACACGUCUAAAGACGUCGCUCACCUCUGGGAACUGGGAGGAGGCACAUCUUUAUCAGAUCUUAUUCAGAUCCCCAUCACACCACAGAAUGUCAGCACUCUUUCUGUAGUGUUGGUUCUGGAUCUGUCAAAGCCAAAAGCUCUUUGGACCACCACAGAGAAACUGAUUCAGGCAGCUCAGAACCAAGUGGAAAAAUCAUACAGCUUAAAAAACAAAAAGCCAGGAGAGUCCAGACCAAGCAAACAGCAAAACCAGAACCAAGUAUUGCGUAUCCUCCCUAAAGACCACCCAGACAGAGAGCUUAUUAGUCCCUUUCCUGUGCCUCUUCUUUUGAUUGGCAGCAAGUUUGACAUCUUUCAGGAUUUUGAGCCAGAGAAAAGAAAGAUGAUCUGUAAGACCCUGCGUUUUCUGGCUCAUUACUACGGUGCAUCUCUAAUUUUCACCAGCAGUAAAUCAGAGACCACGAUGUCUAAAGCAAAGAACCUCUUCAAUCAUUUAGCAUUUGGGACUGAAAGAGGGAAGUCCAUCUCUACAGACCCCAGCAAACCUCUUGUAAUUCCAGCUGGCAUGGACUCUCUCAGUCAAAUAGGCUCUCCUCAGACAGUUGAUGUUGAUAUUGGAACACUGCAUGCUAGAAAUCCACUGGAUCUAUGGAAGAAAGUCUUUGAAAGGGUUUUCCCUCCAGAGAGCAUCAUGGAGCAUAAGGAGCUGAAGAAUCCAGCCAAGGACCCUCAGUACAGCGAGCCCCUUAUAGAUGCCAUGAGGGCACAGAAAGAUCAGGAGCUGGAACAGUACAGACGAGAACAGGCAAAAUCCUGGAAAGGCUUGGCUCUGGAGACCUAAAGCUACAACUGCCAUGCAUAGCCAAUUUGUCUUCCACUGCUGGGGAUUGCAAUUGUGUCCGAGGAGGGUAUAUUCAUGUGCGCAGUCCCUUGACCCCCUCUUAUUUGCCUGCGCUUCAGUGGAUUCGCAUAUGAGGCCGGAUAUAGCACACAGAGAGACGCGCAUGGACCUCCAGACUCCUCCACUUCUGUACAGGCUCCUUGGGCCUGCGCCAUCACGCAGACUGUCUGCUGCAGGCACUGCCAAUUAAGCCCGCUAGGAGUUCAGAAUCCCAGCGCUGGUGGGCUAGCGGAAUAUCCCGCUGCACUACUUGAGCACCCCAUCAAUUACUUUUUAAUGCUAUAUUGUAAAAUGUAUGUCAGUGGGCAAGACCUGUGUUUUAGAUGGAUGCUAAUCAAGUCCAAGUGAAUGCAGCCUUACAUUUAAAGGCCAUUAAAUAAAAAGGUUACAACAGCACGAACCACAGAGACAUAAGCAAACAAAAGAUGUUUAUCACAUUGAUAUAGUGCAUUUUAAUAAUACAUUGUCUAAUACUGCAUUAAUACCUUAGAAUGUGAGAGAAAACAAUGUUUAUUAAACAUU
Trichomycterus rosablanca is the source of this 1769-nucleotide messenger RNA. RefSeq names its product dynein, cytoplasmic 2, light intermediate chain 1 (gene dync2li1). The record is from RefSeq and is a predicted model, not a curated record. NCBI's taxonomy places the organism in Eukaryota, Metazoa, Chordata, Actinopteri, Siluriformes, Trichomycteridae. Gene Ontology annotation, biological process: intraciliary transport involved in cilium assembly; intraciliary retrograde transport. Gene Ontology annotation, molecular function: dynein heavy chain binding. The coding region runs from base 93 to 1187 and encodes 364 amino acids. Gene Ontology annotation, cellular component: cytoplasmic dynein complex; ciliary basal body; axoneme. The transcript has 14 exons.